Hibiscus syriacus is the source of this 595-nucleotide messenger RNA. RefSeq names its product E3 ubiquitin-protein ligase RNF4-like. Lineage: Eukaryota; Viridiplantae; Streptophyta; Magnoliopsida; Malvales; Malvaceae. The transcript has 4 exons. The record is from RefSeq and is a predicted model, not a curated record. Bases 26 to 580 code for a protein of 184 amino acids.
AUAAAUUUAUAUUCAUAGGUUGAACAUGAGCACUCUAGAAGCAAGGGGUCCAUCUCUUAGAAGGUAUCGACAAAGGAAGGCAGUGCUGGAUCUAAAUGUGCCUCCCAGUGAAAUCAGGGAACAUGAGGGUACUUCCCAGCAGGCUGGAUCUGAGGAACUGAUUGAUCGGCCUGCGCCACCUGCAACUAUUGAUGUUGAAACUAUCGAUGAUGAUGUAAUUGAAUCUUCUGCUAUAGCAUUCGCGGAGGCUAAAACCAAUUCAAGGAGAAGCCGUGGGAGGACUGUCGUCGAUGUAGAUUCAGGGUGGCCUGCUCGUCAACGAAUAAUAACCAGAACAGAUGCAGGGGAUUUAUCAAGCCCAACUGUUAUCGAUUGUGAUCAUUAUAUCAAUUUGGAGAGUUCACCGCGGUCUAUGGUGGAGGAAAUUACUAGGCCACAACCUUCUCCCAAGGAGCCAACCUUCAACUGUCCGAUUUGCAUGUGUUCAUUAAACGAGGAGAUGUCAACAAGAUGUGGACACAUUUUCUGCAAGGCAUGCAUCAAAGCUGCUAUAGCAGCACGGCCAAAAUACCCAACGUGAAGGAAAAAAGUGACU